This is a messenger RNA of Paramuricea clavata, 1278 nucleotides long. The record is from the annotation of a GenBank genome assembly. NCBI's taxonomy places the organism in Eukaryota, Metazoa, Cnidaria, Anthozoa, Malacalcyonacea, Plexauridae.
CUCAACCGUCAGAACAGUCAUGUGACCAUUAUUGGUUCGAUUUAAUUAGUGUUCCGAAAAUACGGAGUACUCCGAACAGCAAAUGGAGCAGCCUCCUUGUAUAGCAAUGCUGUAACAACAUUGUUGACAACUUGUUCUGAGGGUGCAACACAAUUGGAACCUUGUUCAAUCCUGUCGAUAUCAACCAUGAACAGAUUGUCGUCUUUACGCGUGUAGGUAACAUAAGUAAUCAUAACUUGAUGUAAUCUGUCACUGAUCAUGAAAAGUCCCGAUGGUGAGUGAACUGAAAAAUAUAUGUAGGUAUGCAAUGUAAGUAUUUAAAUCCCUUAAGAAGGAUUAGUUUGGUAAACAUUGAAUCAUAAACUAACCUACAUUAGACAAACUCUUCGACGUUUUUGAGGCAAAACUUCGCGUACAAUGGUACUAAUAGAACGCGCAGUAGAACCACCUGAACGGACGCAAUGGCUCGUUAAUCUUGGAAGGGUGACGUUAUUGCUACUUUACGUGUUGCAAGUUUGUCUUUUUGUUUCGUUUCUGGUGAUUCAUUUGGACCACUAUGCAUAUAUAUUGUGGUUUGUGUUGUUUAUACCAGCAUUCGUUUCGUUCUGGUACUUUUUCAAAAGCGCGAAAUCGUACGCAGACGACGACACGACUAUUCGAAGCGUUUGGAUUACCUGGGGACUAUACAUCGUCGCUUAUGUCGCCACCGUUGCCAUGAUUUUUGCUACAUUCGCACACGACCUUACUAAAGGUGACAUUCUUGGUAUCAACGCGCUGGUAGGUACUCUAUGUAUGACUCCAGUACUCCUAAUCCUCUUGCUACAACUCACGAUUUCCCCAUCCUACCAGAAGCCCGUCUUGCUGUUCUCCAUAUUCGCCGCGUUGAACCUCUUCGACGGCAUCAAAAUGUUGGAAAUAUUUCUGGCGCAAAACGAAGCGGAUUACGAUCUGAACAUGGCAACCGAAAUAUCCAUUCUCGUCUUUGCCUGCAUUUGUUUCAUUCUCUCGCCUUUUGAACUGGUUCGAAAUAAGUUAAUGGAUGAUGGUUUCGUGAAAACUAGAGAGGAAACGUCCGUGUGUCUCGUUCAACUGGAAAUUUUCUUGAUUAACCUCCCGUUCUUGGUUUUACGUGCUGUCAUUUGGCGCAAAUACGAAACUGCUAUCUUUAUGGUAAAGAAUAUUGUUGCUUUAGUCAUUGGCGCAAUUGAGUUUUUGGUCCUUAAAGAGAUUUUGAAAUGCGGCGGAAAUCCACCACGUGAACGCGAGCGUGACACUUGA